Molecule: messenger RNA, 3796 nt
Organism: Crotalus tigris (Tiger rattlesnake)
Lineage: Eukaryota; Metazoa; Chordata; Lepidosauria; Squamata; Viperidae
Gene: PGAP6
Product: post-glycosylphosphatidylinositol attachment to proteins 6
Exons: 13
Coding region: 3-2753 (916 amino acids)
Cellular component (GO): plasma membrane
Source: RefSeq, a predicted model, not a curated record
CCAUGGCUGGCACAGGGGAGCGCCCGUUGGGAUGGGGCGGGGAGGGGGACGGGCGGGGGAGCGGGGACGACUUCGCGGAACCUUCCAGCGGCCGCAUUCCUGGGCGGUUGGGGGGGGGCGGCGCUGGCCCGGAGACGCGCCGGGAGGAGAGUCACACGGGGCCGAGGGCAAAGGCUGGCAACGAAUUUGCGCGGCGCGGAGGCGGCCUCUGCCCCCCGCCCGCUCUCCGCCGGCCGAGGAAGCCGCGCUCUCCCGGCCACCGCUGCCUGCCCGCCCCCCCCCCCCCGGCGCCUGAGGGCGGAGCCGGUUCGCCUCCGCCGCUGCCCCCUUCCAGGUCAAGCGCCGCCCGCAGCGCGUCCCCAAGUGCCUUCCCUCCUGCCCCGCGGGUUCCCCCUGGCGCCAGCGCCGGCCGGCCGGCCAGUCCGGGUCCGGAGCCUCGGCGGAGAUGGCUGGCGCUUCGCUCGGCCGCUGCUCUCUGCUCUUCCUGCUCCUGGCCGCCGCUGCCCGCUCGACGCUGGAGAAGAAGGCGGCUGAGCGGACCGAGGGCGCCGAGGAUCCGGCGUUUCUUUCGGAGUAUUUUUCCCAAAGCUCACAGUUGCUGUCCUUCUACAGUUGGUAUGGAAGUGCCAGAAUUUUCCGUUUCCGUGUCCCUGAGGACACAGUGCAGUUGCGGUGGCUCCUGCAGGCUUCCAGAGACAAAGGCCCUGGAUGUGGCAAGACUCAGGUUACUUUGUGACCACAUCCGCUUUGGUGCCCCUCCUGUCAUCAACCCUCUGGGCACACAGUUUCCUGUGAACACAAGCGUUCCUCCGUCCUUCAGCCAAACUCUGACCUUGGAUGCUGCCCUGCAGAAUAGCACUUUUGUCAACCUCACUAACCCGGCUGCUGGGGACUGGUUUCUUGCUGCCCACCUGCCACCAGCAUCAAGCAAGAUUGAGAUGAAGGGCUUCUCCAGGUCUUGCAGCUACAUCUUCCAGCCUGACCUGUUUGUGCUGCGCCAAGUGGACAUUGUAGUCCUUGAGCCUGAUGUCCCUGUGCAACAGGUUCUGUCCAAGGGGGCUAUUAGGCCACUUCACGCCAAGAUCUUUGUUCCCGAGUACACUGCUGGGAUGCGCUUUGAGCUGGGGAAAUGCACGGAGAAUGGCUCUGCUGCAGCCUGUCCCCUCCGAGUCACCUUGGGUUUGGCUGUGCUCUCUUGGUCUUCCCAGAAGGUGCUUCACUGCCUGGAGGCUUGCAGCAUCUUCUUGGCUUCCCCACCAUGGGGAAGGUGGGUUUGGAUCACAGUGGAGACCCUUGGUGGUACCAAUGCCAGCGUGUCCUUUGAGAUGGCGGUGUUCUUCAUAGCAUGCAAGCCAGGAGACGCAGCUUCCUUUCUUGGCUUCUAUCAGAGCUUGAAGCAGGACCAGGGGCUGCCGAUGCCUGGAGACCACCUCAACAGCACGUUGCUUGCCAUGGGCAGCAGCCACAAUGCCUCUGGCCCAGGAAACACCUGCCUGCGUGGCCAGCCGGUUGUCCGCGAGGAGCUGGAUGUUGCGUCUGUGCGUUUCCGCAUUCUUGGAGAUUCCACUGUGCCUGUCCAGAGCAAUAUUCCCACUCUGCUACUCCUUAACCUAAACUCAGGCAUGGACAGUGGAGGGAACCUGGUGCUGAACCUGAUGCUGAACCAGACUUCUGGAAAUGCCACUGUGUUGGCCUGCUUGAGCCCUACAUCCCCUGCACUUUUCCUGAAUGGCUCCGGUGGCUGCUGGACAGCCUUUGCUCAGGGUUACCUCCUGAAUGUGAGCACGUCCUCCAGGGAAGCUGCAGUCAUUGUUCCUUACCCACAAACAGGCAGCUGGUAUCUGUCUCUGAAACUGCUCUGCCCAAAGGAAUCAGAAGACUGUGAUCAAGCUCAAGGCCAGGUAGCCAUGCUUGCCUACCUCACCCCCUGCUAUGACGAUUGUGGGACCUACGGACAGUGCAGCCUCAUGAGGCGCCAUGGUUACCUCUACACCGGCUGCAUCUGUAAGGCUGGCUGGGCUGGCUGGAGCUGCACAGAUGGAACCAAAGCCCAGUCUGUAGGCACCCAGAUCCUGGCCACCCUCUUGCUCACCCUCAGCAACCUGUUCUUCCUGCCUGCAAUCAUUGUGGCCCUUUACCAUUAUCACCUGGUUGAGGCCUCCGUCUAUACCUUCACCAUGUUCUUUUCCACAUUCUACCAUGCCUGUGACCAGCCUGGCAUUGCCGUAAUGUGCAUUAUGGACUACGACACAUUGCAGUUCUGUGACUUUCUGGGCUCUGUUGUCUCUAUCUGGGUGACCAUUCUGUGCAUGGCACAAGUCAAGAAGAUCCUGAAAUAUGUCCUCUGCAUGCUGGGGACUCUGGUCAUUGCAAUGUCGCUACAGCUGGACCGCAGGGGUGUGUGGAAUAUGAUGGCCCCCUGUGUUUUUGCCCUCACUGUCAUGGCCAGCAUUUGGGUCUAUCGUGGGAUCUCCCAGCGCCACUGCUAUCCUCCCUCUUGGAAGCGCUGGGUCUUUUUCCUUUUCCCUGGGACCAGCUUGGCACUUGUGGCCAUAGCAGUGUACACCUUCAUGGAAACCACUGAAAAUUACUAUUAUACUCACAGCAUCUGGCACAUCCUGGUGGCAAUCAGCGUGGCCUUCCUCCUUCCUCCUGGAGAUAAGCAGAAGGACCCGUGGGCCUGGUCCCGUAAACUGCUGUGCCAUUACCAAAUCUGUAAGAAUGACCAGGAGGAACUCUACACAGUGAGGUGAUUGGAAAAGGAGGGGCUGAUGCAACCAGACUCCCUCCCAAUGGAUCCACUUAAUUUGGCAGGAAGAAUGUGGAAAAAAAAAACCCAUUCCUUCUGGUGUGCUGGAUGAAAAUGAAGGCAGCCAGGCAGUGCAAUAUCUGGCUGGAGAGGAGGCUGUCUGAUAGAACCCGGGCCUUUCUGAAUCUUGGGAAAUGUAGCUUCAUCUCAUGGCAGCCUUGGGAGUAAUGAGCAGAAAGUAAAUAGGUACUUCUGGAGCCCAGAUAAUGGCUGGGGAUUAAGGCAAUUCAGGGGGACUGAAGGCAGGAGCAUCCAUGGUGGAUGCAGGAUCACUAUCCAAGCCCCACCACUUCUGCCCUGCAUCCACCACCUUGUCUCCAGAGGUGAGAUCAUUGGCCCAUGAAAAUAGGUUAGGAAAGAGCUUUCUUCUCAGAAGAGUGCCACACAUCCUGGACUGGCAUGUUUGAACUCAGGUAUGAAUAGCACUUUAUUGGUACACGAAGAUUCCUGCAGGGUAAAUUCUUUUUUCAAAUAUAGAUUCCCUUCCUGGGUGGGGGGAGGGCAGCAAACGUAGGAAUCCUUGGCCAGGAUGGCCCAGGAUUGGGUCAGAUUUUCUCUGUAUAGCAACGGAACCUGUUCCUGAAGGCAGAAGAAUCAGGUCUCUGAACAGGACAUAGAGUAGCUGGUGCUGCCUGUCAGACAUCCCUCCCCCCCCCGCGCUGUUUUUGUAGCCUCUAGGGAGCCCGGAGGUCAUUCGCCUGUCCUUGUGUUAACCUGCAUUUAAAAGAGCCUUGAUCCAGGGUCGAUGUGGAAUCACUGCAGUGGAUAAAGAAAACUCAACUUAAUUUUAAAAUAAAAAUGCAAACACGGAUAUAUCAUCGUCUCAGGAAAAGCUCUAGCAACUGCUAGUCGCAAUAUCCUAUUAUUUACAUUCCAUCGAACCAUCUGUGGAACUUGAAAGCUUUUUUAAAAGGAACAGCUUCCUUUAACUUUCACGUCUUUAAUUAAAGUAUUUUCAGUUCAAUUAAAAAUAGUGCUUGCAUUGGU